Molecule: messenger RNA, 671 nt
Organism: Oryza sativa Japonica Group (Japanese rice)
Lineage: Eukaryota; Viridiplantae; Streptophyta; Magnoliopsida; Poales; Poaceae
Product: cortical cell-delineating protein-like
Source: RefSeq, a predicted model, not a curated record
UGAAACAGCCUAGCUAGCUAGCUAACACACCACUAGCUAAUUAAGCUCGCUCGAUCACUUCAUCAGUUAGCAUUAGCAAUGGCUUCCACCACCAAAGUCGUAGCUCCCCUCCUCGCCUUCACCCUCCUCAUCCUCGCCGUCGCGGCGCGCGGCUGUGAGCCCAACUGCUCCGGUGGUCCGGUGAUCCCGACGCCGACAACGCCGUCGUACGACCGCCAUGGCCACUGCCCCAUCGACGCCCUGAAGCUGAGGGUGUGCGCCAACGUGCUCAAUGGGCUCGUUGGCGUCAAGAUCGGAGCCGGCCCCAACGAGUGCUGCUCGCUGCUGCAGGGGAUCGCCGACCUCGACGCCGCCGUCUGCCUCUGCACCGCCGUCAAGGCCAAUGUGCUGGGCAUCAACCUCAACCUCCCCGUCGAUCUGAGCCUCAUCCUCAACAAGUGCAACAAGAUCUACCCAUCCGGCUUCACCUGCUAAUUGAGCUCAACCAUGCAUGCAUAAUUAGUCCUCAUGCAAUGACUGGCUCUGAAGGCUUGAGUUGCAUGAUUAAAGAUUAAUUAAUCUUGAAAUAAUUAUCUUGUUUACUCGCUUCUGCAUUUGUGGCUAGCUCGUUCUAUAUUGUAUUGUACCUUACUGUACCAUUAAUUCUUUAAUAAUGAUUACUUCAUUGUUGU